AUGGCUUCGGAUUCUGCAGCCACCACUCGUCGCUUAUGGUCAAAGUUGGAGGACGGAAGACUCGUUUCUCUCGUGCAAAGGUUUGGCGAUCAGCGAGGAAAGGAGGUAGGUGUUGAGAAUCAGGCUAAUGGUAACCAGGACUGUCGGAAACGAUGGUUUCAUUCGUUGGAUCCGGCUUUGCGGAAGGGCAGAUGGUCAAAAGAGGAGGAUGAGCUUUUACUUGCAGCGUAUAAGCAAUUAGGACCUGCUUGGAAAGAUAUCGCACUCUUGAUUGAGGGUCGCAAAGAUGACCAAUGCGCAAAAAGAUACAAUGAUAUUCUGAAUCCAUUGGCAAAAGACCGGCUUAAGAAUUGGUCGCCGCAAGAAGACCAAUACCUUGCUGCAAAGGUGCAAGAACUCGGUCACAAAUGGGCUGCUAUCUCUGCUGGAUUACCAGGUCGUCCUCCCCUGACAUGCAGAAAUAGAUGGAGGAGACUUUCAAAAGAUCUCUUGAAACAACCCGAAGAACCUUUCAAUACUCCAACACCAGCACUUGGACCAGAUUCCCAGUCCAUCGCUGACAGUUUUCCGACGGACCUGUCGUUGUACUCAGUGGAUCCGGAUGGAUUGAAUGAUCCUCAGAGCCUUGAUAUCUCUACCGACCUAUCACUAGGCCUUCUACCCGAUAAUACCUUACUCUCACCUGUAUACGGAAUGGACACCAUGAGUAUCCAAAGUGGCUCAGUUUAUGGAAUGGAUAAUAUCAAUCUUCACAACACACCAAGACCAGAUAUGACACAUGGAUUACCUGAUUCAGGUUUUUCAUUCCAACAACUUGAAGAGCUCUAUGAAUCCGCCUCAGAAGGACCCUCAUUCGCACUUCCAGAUCGAAAUUACGAAUCAGAACCAAACAUGCUAACGGAUUUUUCGAUUUCGAAUCUUAUGAACACGCACACGCAUACUCGUCCGCGCUAUUCUUGGCAGAUUAAUGAUGGGAAUUAUCUGUAUAAUAUCGCUUCUCUUGAUCUGGCUAAUACUCACCCCCGGGUUCGUCCAAAUCCUCCGAGAUCAUUGCAGACUCGGAUGCCGGGUCCAGGAACUAGUUUGGUUAUUCCGGAAGUAGAUGAAGAGUCUGAUCCCCUACUGGAACAAGCAGCUGUUCGUCAGGUCUUCUCGAAUGACUCGAUGGGUGGUGAUCUGGUAGCGGGGGCUGGGCCUGGUCCUGGAGUUGUGCAGCAUCAUCAUCAUUUUCACCAUCAUCAUUAUCAUCAUCACUACCAUCAUUAG
Molecule: messenger RNA, 1266 nt
Organism: Penicillium malachiteum
Lineage: Eukaryota; Fungi; Ascomycota; Eurotiomycetes; Eurotiales; Aspergillaceae
Exons: 3
Coding region: 1-1266 (421 amino acids)
Source: RefSeq, a predicted model, not a curated record